AUGAGAAGCACCCACGCCGCACGCACCGCCGCUCUCGCCACCCUCACGGCGCUCGCCGGGUGCGCCGCGAGCCCCUUCGCGACCACCGAAGCCGACCGCGGCGUCCGCGUCGACCGCCAGCGCCUCGAGUCCAUCGAACGCUUCGACAUCGACCAGUACGCCACGAUGUACGACACCACGAGUUCCGACGAGCUCGCCGAGCCCGUCAACCCCUUCCUCGCCCUGGAAGAAAUCCCUGUCUCCCUCGAGCAGGCCCGCGCCUGGACGCUCGGCAACAACCUCGACCUCCAGGUCACCCUCGUCGACCCCGUCAUCGCCAACACCCGCGUCGAAGAGGAAGAGGCCGCGUGGGAGUGGACCUUCCUCGCCGGCGGCCGCUUCACCAACACCGACCAGCCCACCGCGACCACCCUCUCCGGCAACCAGGUCGAGUUCCAGGGCGCGGACCUGGGCCUGCGCAUCCCCCUCCGCACGGGCGGCGUCGUCGACGUCAGCAUCCCCUUCUCGCGCACCGAGACGGACAACAUCUUCACCAACCCCACCUCGACGGAGACGGACGUCUCCGUCUCCAUCGUCCAGCCGCUGCUCCGCAACGCGGGGCGGCGCACGAACACCCACGCACUGCGCAUCCAGUCCCUCGAGGCGCAGAUCACCGAGGCGUUCACCAAGCUCGAGGUCAUCCGCCAGCUCGCCGAGGCCGACCGCGCCUACUGGACCGUCUACGCCACGCAGGAGGCCCUCCGCGUCGCGUACGAGCAGUACCAGCUCGCCGUCACGCAGCUCGACGUCGCCAAGCGCCGCUUCAACGCGCGCGUCGUCCCGGAGGUCGAGGUCGUCCGCGCCGAAGAGGGCGUCGCCCAGCGCAUCUUCGCCAUCAUCAACGCCCAGAACAGCUACCAGGCCGCCCAGCGCAACAUCAAGCGCAUCAUGAACGUCGACGGCCUGGAGAUGGACUCGGACACCCUCAUCGUCCUCGCGUCCGACCCCGACCCCGUCCGCUACAACAUCGAAGCGGACCACAUGAUCGACGCCGCCCUCGCCCAGCGCAUGGAGCUCCUCGAGCUCGAGCUCCGGCUCGCCCAGGACUACUCCACCAUCGAGUUUCAGAAAAACCAGGCCCUCCCCCUCGCCACCCUCGACUACACCUACCGCUCCAACGGACUGGGCACCGGCUACACCGGCGCCCUCGACCUCGCGAGCCGCUUCGAGUUCGAGGACCACUCCGUCGGUUUCAACGUCGAGGUCCCCAUCGGCAACGAGGCCGCCGAGGCGCGCGUCCACCGCGCCAUCCUCUCCCGCCUCCAGCGUCUCGCCACGAAGGACGCCCGCGAGCAGGCCAUCACGCGCGAGGUCCUCGACACGCUCGACGCGAUGGAGACCACCUGGCAGCGCAUCGUCGCCGCGCAGCGCACCGUCGUCCUCUCCCAGCGCGUCCUCCAGGGCGAGCAGAACCAGUUCGAGGCCGGCACGCGCACCAGCACCGAAGUCCUCGACGCCGCGACACGCCUCGCCGAGGCGCAGAUCGCCGAGAUCCGCGCCCUCGUCGACUACCAGAUCUCCCAGGUCGACCUCGCCUUCGCCACCGGAACACUCCUCGGCGCUUCAAGGGUCCGCUGGCAACCCGUCGACCCGCGUGGCCCGGAGGACUUCUACGGCGACCACACCUUCGACGAGAACUCCCCGAAGAGCGACCACGGCUGGGACUAA
Molecule: messenger RNA, 1707 nt
Organism: Symbiodinium necroappetens
Lineage: Eukaryota; Dinophyceae; Suessiales; Symbiodiniaceae
Source: the annotation of a GenBank genome assembly